Molecule: messenger RNA, 1486 nt
Organism: Corylus avellana
Lineage: Eukaryota; Viridiplantae; Streptophyta; Magnoliopsida; Fagales; Betulaceae
Source: RefSeq, a predicted model, not a curated record
UUUCUCACUUUUCUCCUCACCUCACUUGACCCGCCACAAACGGAAACCGCCGCCGAAGGCCAAACUCUAGCGGAAAAAUCAACAGUUUCCGCUCUGGGUUUGGCUACUCAAAGAAAAAGAUAAUAGAAAUGGUUAACAAAAAAAAGACUAAUGUGGAUAGAAAGGACACAGUAAAGUGGACAGAACGGUGGGACGACUUGUUUGUUGAUGCACUUGUGCUACAACAAAGCAUGGGAAAUAGAAUAGAUAAGAAUUUCACAACAAAAGCAUAUGAUAAUACUGUGAAGGAACUACGUGAAAAGAUUGGCAAGCCAUUUGAAAAAGGUCACUUGAAGAAUCGCUUGAAAACUCUUAAACAUAAUUUCCAUGAAUGUUAUGACAUUUUCAAGGACAUGAAUGGUUUUACAUGGAGCCCAGAGACAAAAAUGUGGAAUGCAAAGCCUGAGGUGUGGAAGGCAUUGAUAAAGGCAAAACCUGAUGCCAUAAAAUGGAUGACUACACCUAUUAGCAACUACAAUAAGUUGUUGUUGCUCUUUGCAAAAAGAAGGGAAAAUGCAAAGGGUUUGAAGAUGGAUGCACACCGAGGUAGUGCCUCAGGAAAUGAAGGCUUAUGUGAUGAUAUCAAUCAAGUCAUGUCACAGAAUGAAAUUACUCUUAAUCUGGAGGACUUGAAUGGUAUGAAUGGUGGUACUAAUCAGUUACCUCCUCCUGUUGAAUCAAAUUCUCAGUCAGAUUCUCGACCACCUUCUCAAUCUGCUACAUCAUUGAAAGGCAAGAAACGGAAGGCACCAAGGGAUGAAUUUGAGAGAAAUAUUUACCAAAAGAAAAAAGAUGUUUUUGAGAGAGAGUUUGAAAGCAUAAGGGAAGCAAUACUAGAUGUUGCACAGGCGAUUAGGGAGGGGAAUGUUAUUGCAGAAAGAGGCCGACCGCGUGUGUAUACAGAACAAGAAGUUUUCACAGAAUUGGUGAAAAUUGGUGUUGAUGUGCACUUGCGCUAUAAGGCCUACACUUUCCUUGUUGCAAAUGCUGGAAGGGUGAGGGCGUUCUUUGGUUGCCCAGCUGAGGAACGUAAGGAACUUUUGCUCCACAUGAUGCAUAGUCCCCCAGAAGAAUCUUAAUGAUUUUCCAUGGUUGUUGAUGGGGCUUUUGUAAAUGCUGUGAAGGCUGGCGUAUGGUAGUACUCUUUGAUGACUUCAGAACUCUCUAAUACAGCUUAGGAGUUUUCUUUUCUUCUUAUGUCUCAGUGUGGGAGGGAAAUAUAUUGAUAAGUAGAAAUCAGGUUGAUUUGUAAGUUCAGUUGAUGUCUGUACCAGGCAUUGAAUAGGAUACGGUUGUAGUAGCUUUAUCUAUUUUGAUCAAUUGUUCUCCUUCUUUACAGUAGAACCGGAUACAACACGAUAUGUGAGUUCGAUGUUAGAAUUAGCUUUUAUAGGGGUUCCUUGUAUGAUUAAUAGAAAAUAGAGUCCCCUUGAGUGGCUCAUUUGUA